Molecule: messenger RNA, 1750 nt
Organism: Acyrthosiphon pisum (pea aphid)
Lineage: Eukaryota; Metazoa; Arthropoda; Insecta; Hemiptera; Aphididae
Exons: 5
Coding region: 467-1453 (328 amino acids)
Source: RefSeq, a predicted model, not a curated record
UGUCAAUCGAUAUUGUGAAAUAAAAACAUGAAUUCAUGUAGAUAAUAAUAUAUUAAUAUAUUGUUAUCUACAAAGUACAAAUCCUGAGCUCAGAUUAUAGUAUGAUAAUUUACAUGUAAAGAAUUGGUAUAUUAUAAUAUUUGUGCUUUGUUCUUGAGUUGGUGGUAUAGGUAGGUAUAGGUGCAACGUUUUAAAGUUCCAAUAUUAAUAAAGCGAAAUGGAGAUCCCUACUCGUGGUACCCAAUUUAUUUAGCCUUGUCCUAACCACUGGCACAGUAUACAGUAUGGCAAUUGGACUUCAGCAGUUGGCACUUGGCACACUGCCACGGAAUACAGAAUAACACGAUCGGAUUAUUACUUAUUAUUGUAAUAUGUAAUGUAUGUAUAUUGUUCGGUUCGUUUUAUCAAUAUUUAAUCGCCAAGAUCGACAAUUGUGGCAUUGUGGAUUCGUGCAGAAAACAGUAAAAUGUUUUGUUGUGGGGUAUGUAAUGCCGUUUUUACCGGAAUGUAUCCCGAAACAGUACUUACAACUCCAUGUGGUCAUUUGUUUCAUGCUGAAUGCCUUAGCAUGUGCUUCAACAAAGUGUCGAACCUUGAAGCUAGAUGCCCAUUUUGUACACUAUGCAUAAACCCAUCUAAAACGAUCAAGAUACAUCUCCAAAUAGGUACAAAUUGGAAAGAUACCGCAGCUGCUUUAAAAAAACAGGCCAAUACAAGCAUCAUUAAUUUGGAUGAAUCAUUUAUGAACAACUCUGUAAUGCCAGAAAAUUGUAUAGAUUUGAAGAAUUCAAGAUUUGAUGAAACUCUUGACAAUUCUGUUUUAGACUUAGUGCCCAAAUUACCGGUGUUUAAUGCCAAUACAAGCAUCGUUAAUUUGGAUGAAUCAUUAAUGAACAACUCUGUAAUGUUGGAUUUGAAGAGUCAUAGAAAAACUAUGCUUACUACUUCCCUGUCUGGUGUUAUCGUAGCAGAAGUAACGGAAAACAUUCUAUCAAUCUUAAAUCGUGUCAUAGAAAAUUCCAUAAUAAUAGGACGAUCACUGAUGUCUGAAAAAAAAUUGAUAGACACAGCUAGGGAAACUGGGUACUCCAACAUAAUAAUAAUACUUAUGAACUUAGGGUAUCCAGUUGGUAUAAGUUUUAUUGAUUUAAUGCAUAAUUUAAAACUCAAUGUUACAGUAACAUUGUAUAAAUGCUUCAAUAAUAAAAAUGCUAUUAAUAGUAAGAAUACGUCAUAUUUAAACACAAAAAAUGAACAUCAACAAUUUAUAUUAAAUUUUUUUUCUAAGCCUGGGAAUCUCAACGAUAAUGUGAACAGAAUUUUAUUUCCCUGCCCUGAUAAUUGUAAUGAUAUGAAAUUUACUCAUAAUUUGGGUAAUUUAAUGAUAAGUUUUAUUAUUAAAUUGCCACUUUAUAAUAAUAAUCAUGAAGAUAAUAUCAAGGCUAUCAAUUAAAUUAAAAGAAAUUCAUUAACGAUAAUGUCAUAUUGUCAUGUUAUGUUUAUAUUUUAUUUCCAUGUAAAGUCAUACAAAUAUUGUUAGUAAAAUAAUUUAUUUUAAUGAUUAAUCCAACAAAAAUAUUAUUUUAAUGCUUUUGAUUGUAUAUUUUUUGUAAAACAUUUAUUUACAUUUUAUUUGUCUCACCAAAAAAAAACAUAUUUAAGUGCCUACCAAGAACUAUUGUUUCAAAGAAUUGUAUUAAUCAUUAUUUUUAUUUUUAUUUUUUUUUUGUUUUACUUACAUAUUAUGAUU